Messenger RNA from Ochotona curzoniae (black-lipped pika), 2492 nucleotides. It is a transcript of the gene ODF2L, whose product is annotated as outer dense fiber of sperm tails 2 like. Lineage: Eukaryota; Metazoa; Chordata; Mammalia; Lagomorpha; Ochotonidae. Bases 76 to 2004 code for a protein of 642 amino acids. The record is from RefSeq and is a predicted model, not a curated record. The transcript has 17 exons. Gene Ontology annotation, biological process: negative regulation of cilium assembly. Gene Ontology annotation, cellular component: centrosome; ciliary basal body.
CCGACUGACCGGCGGCCGGAGAGCACAGCUUAGGUGAAGCCCCAGAGGCCACCAGUGGGUCCGCUCACCGACCUGAUGGAGAAGUCCGCCAGUGAUGCAGGUCGUCCAGGAGAGCUGUCUUGUCAUCUUCAGAGCAGGUGCGAGAGAGAAUCUUUGCCAGGAGCUGCCAAUAACGGUCAUCACAUCUGCCCACAGCAGGACAUCUUCAAUGAAAAGAAUGACCCGAAAGAAACACUUACAGAAGCCGAGCGGGCGGCCUCUCCUGCAGAGUUACUCGUGCUGUUACUGAAAGACAGCGCCGAAGAGAUUAGUUCUGAGAAUGCUGAUCUUUCUGCAUCCAAUUUGAAGAUUUCUAAGCAGAAAGAAGUAUUAACAAAAGAAUUAGACGCUUUCAAACAUGAGAACAUAGUUGUAGACCAUCUUAGAGACACAGACUGCGAACAAACAGGACAUUCUUCCUCCUCCUUGUUCUCAGAGAAUCUAACCAAUGAUGAAGAUGAACAAGCUAAUCUACAGAAGAAAAUAAUGGAAAAGGAGACCUAUAUCCAAGAACUUUCUUCUUUGUUUCAGGAUGAAAAGGCAAAUGCUUUGAAAGCAAACCGCUUGUCUCAGUCAGUAAAACUCGUGCAUGAACGACUCCAGCUCCAAAUUCAUAAAAAAGAAGCAGAGAAUGAUAAGUUAAAAGACUACAUAAAGGGCUUAGAAACCAAGAUAGCCAAGUGGAGUUUACAGUUGAAAACCAGUAAGCAGGAGGCAGUAGCAAUGAAAAAAGCCAGUAGGCAGAAGGCUAUAGCUCUGAAAAAGGCAUCUAAGAUUUAUAAACAGCGGCUUGAGCAUUUUGCAGGCGACAUUGAAAACAUCACUUCCCAAAUUAGAGAUCAGGAAGCCAAGUUGUCUGAAACAGUUUCAGCUUCCAAUGCCUGGAAAAGUCAUUACGAGAAAAUUGUAAUAGAGAAAACCGAAUUGGAAGUUCAGAUUGAAACAAUGAAAACGCAAAUUGUUAAUCUUUCGGAGGACAUAAAGAAAAUGGAAGCCCACGGUAAAAAUUCAUAUGAAGAAAUUCUUAGAAAACUACAAUCAAUUGAGAAUGAAAAACAAACUCUGAAUCUUGAGAAUACAAAGUUAAAGACUACACUUGCUUCGUUGAAGGAUGAAGUAGUGUCUGUAGAAAAUGAACUACAUGAAUUACAAGAAGUGGAAAAACAGCAAAAAGCCCUUAUUAAAGUAUAUGAAACUCAGGUACAAAAGUUACAAGAAGCUGCUGAAGUGGUGAAAAGCAGAUGUGAAAAUUUGCUAUGUGAAAAUAAACUAAUAGCAAAAAGGAAAAAUAAAAAAAUAGAGAAAAUGAGAGGCCAGAUGGAGUCUCAGAUGCAGGAGUUAGAGCACGUGCGUGAUUCCUUGACGGCGGCCGAGAGGAGGCUUCGCGAGUGUCAGGAGAACCUGCAGCGCUGCAAGGGGAUGUGUGCGGACCAGGCGCACACCGUUAGGGAGCUGCAGGGCCAGAUUGAAGGAAGUAACAAUCUAGCAAAGCUUUCUCUGGAAGAGGAAAAUUACCUUAUUCAGUUGAAGUGUGAAAGCCUUCAACAAAAAUUGGAGCAAAUGGAUGCAGAAAACAAAGAGCUUGAAAAGAAAUUGGCAAACCAAGAGGAGUGUCUUAAACAGAGCAAUCUGAAGUUUAAAGAGAAGUCUGCAGAAUACACAGCCUUGGCCAGGCAACUGGAAGCUGCUUUAGAGGAAGGAAGACAAAAGGUCUCUGAAGAAAUAGAGAAAAUAUCGUCUCGAGAGAGGGCUUUGCAAAUUAAAAUAUUAGAUCUGGAAACUGAGCUUAGAAAGAAAAAUGAAGAACAAAAUCAACUUAUUUGCAAAAUGAACAGUAAAGCUCAACAUCAGGAAGUGUGUUUGAAAGAAAUUCAACAUAGCCUUGAGAAGACGGAGAGUCAAAACGAGAGCAUUAAGAAUUAUUUGCAAUUUCUUAAAACUUCCUAUGUAACAAUGUUUGGAUAAAUUGUAUAAUUUCUUUUGUAUGAGCAGUAGUUUUUUAUUAUGACUCUAAAAUGUGAUUAGGAUAAAAAGUAAGUAAAUAUUUUGCCAGUUGUUUUAUUUUAGGACUUAUGGGUAAUAGUAUUAGAGUUUAUAUGUAGAGGCUUUUGAAACAUAAUUUAUUUUUUAAUUGAAACUUUAAAACUUUAUAACUGUUAAUAUUCCUUUUUUUUUCUGGAAUCAUUCUCAUAUAGCUCUGUGGUCUGAUUCAUUUUAAAACUAAUGGGUUUUAGAAUUUUUCAUACAAACAUAGAAGUCAAAAUCACUCUUUAUAAUCUUUGUAACUUCCAUUGUACUGAGUUUGUAAUACAUUUAGGCCAAUUAUGAGCCAAAUGCAUGGUUUUAAAUAAUGUGUAUGAUUGUUUUAUAUAUGCUGUUGUAUAAAUGUAAUAAAGGAAAAUAUUCUGAAGUUUUAAUUUUGAUCAUGCUAUAAAUAUAUACUAUCUACAUAA